GGCCCCCACCCAGCCCCCGCCACCCGCUGCCCCAGGACCUGCGCCUGCUACGUCCCCACCGAACUCCACUGCACCUUCCGCAGCCUCAGGGCCGUGCCCCACAUGCUGGACCCCAAGAUGGAGCGCGUGAACCUGGGGUUCAACCACAUCCGGGUCCUGACGCACGCUUCCUUCCCCGGUCUUGCGAGACUUCAGCUGCUGCUGCUGCACGGAAACGAGAUCGCGGACAUCGCCGAGGGCGCCCUGAGCGACCUGGGCGCACUGCAGGUGCUGAAGCUGAGCUACAACCAGCUUCGGGCACUGCGCACGGGCUCCCUGCGGGGCCUGCGGCGCCUGUCCCGGCUGUACCUGGACCACAACCGGCUGGAGUCGGUGCCCCCGCGGGCACUGCUGGGGCUGGCGUCGCUGCGGCUGCUGCGUCUGGACGGGAACCAGCUGGCGGCGCUGGCGCCCGAGGCGUUGGCCACGCUGCGCGUGCGCGGGGUCCCGGCCUGCACGCUGCGCGUGCUGCACCUGGCUGGGAACCACCUGGCUGCGCUGCCCGCCGGCACCCUGGCCCAGGCACCCGCGCUGCGCGCGCUGCACCUGCAGGGUAACCCCUGGGCCUGCGGUUGCCGUGCGCGCUGGAUGGAGGACCUGGAGGGGCGGGGCCGAGGCGUGCUGCGCUGUGGGAAGGAACAGGCGUGCGCGGCCUGCGCCAGCCCCGCCGCCCGCCGCGGCUUGCACCUGCGUCGCCUGCCUCCACGCAUGCGUUGUCGCCCGCCGCGCAUCCUCACCAGCCCGGCAGACGGCGAGGAGCCGCUGGAAGCGGAAGUGGAGGCGGAGGAAGAGGAAGUGGAGGACAGGGAGGAGGUGGGCGAGGUGCGGCUGAGGCUGACAGACGCCCGUGGCCGCGCCGCCGGCCUUACCUGCCGCCUGCGGCGCGCGCCCAGCGUGCGCGACUUCGACGUGCGGCCCGGCCCCGCCCCCGAUGUCCCUGUGCGCGUGCGCCUGACGCUCAGCGCCGCCCUCGCCUGCUAA
Dipodomys spectabilis (banner-tailed kangaroo rat) is the source of this 1020-nucleotide messenger RNA. Its product is annotated as matrix-remodeling-associated protein 5-like. The coding region runs from base 103 to 1020 and encodes 305 amino acids. The record is from RefSeq and is a predicted model, not a curated record. Gene Ontology annotation, cellular component: plasma membrane. The transcript has 4 exons. Gene Ontology annotation, molecular function: protein binding. NCBI's taxonomy places the organism in Eukaryota, Metazoa, Chordata, Mammalia, Rodentia, Heteromyidae.